Molecule: messenger RNA, 1318 nt
Organism: Schistocerca cancellata (South American locust)
Lineage: Eukaryota; Metazoa; Arthropoda; Insecta; Orthoptera; Acrididae
Product: dehydrogenase/reductase SDR family member 11-like
Exons: 6
Coding region: 271-1020 (249 amino acids)
Molecular function (GO): oxidoreductase activity
Source: RefSeq, a predicted model, not a curated record
GCCUCCAAGGCAGGAUCGUUAUACGGCGCUACGCCUCAAGAUCAAUGAGAAGACAAAGUAAAUGGCGAUAAGGUAGUGCCAGAGGGAGUAUGCAGAUACCAGCCUUCCUUAUCAGUCGUAACGUGUAUCCGGGUGGAGCUCGAGCUGUCGCUGCGGAGGGGAAUGAUGGUGACGCAGCACUUUUCCCCGACGCCGGAGGCCGGGCCUAUAUGAAUAGAGUGGGGCCGGCCUUGGUAGUCAGUCGCAUCAGGGCAGCCAACAGCAGCAGGCAUGGGCAUCGAGAAGUACGCAGGACGCGUCGCGCUGGUGACUGGCGCCAGCUCUGGCAUCGGCGCCGCCAUCACACAGGCGCUGCUCAGACACGGCCUCACCGUCGUCGGCCUGGCUAGGAGGGUCGACAGGGUCAAGGCACUCGCGCUGAAGGACGCCCCUGGUAAACUGCACGCUAUUCAAGGCGAUGUCGCAGACGAGAGCAGCGUCGUGGCAGCGUUCAAGUGGAUCAAAGAAAACCUGUCCGGCGUCGACAUCUUAAUCAACAACGCUGGCGUGAUCACUGAGGCCGAUCUGACGUCUGGCAAGACGGAAAACUGGAAGCGCAUCCUGGACGUGAACGUGCUGGGUCUGAGCAUCUGCACCAGGGAGGCCGUGCAGGACAUGCUGAGCAGGGGCGUCGACGACGGCUUCGUCAUCCACAUCAGCAGCGUAGUGGGACACAUGCCGCCAGUCAACAGCUCCGCAGCGAUGUAUACGGCGAGCAAGCAUGCUGUCAAGACGCUUCUCGAAGGACUGCGGAAGGACCUGGUCGCCAAGAAGAGCAAGAUCCGCGUUGGGGAAGUUUCUCCGGGAAUUGUGAGGACUGAGUUUCUGUUCAAUAUGACGUCGAUUACACCCACUGUUUACGACACAGUACCCUGUCUGGAGUCUGAAGACGUGGCGGAGGCUGUUGUCUACAUGCUGUCCCAACACCCUCGAGUCCAGGUACACGAGGUCAUUGUCCACCCUACUGGCAGUUCGCUGUGACGACGCUAUGUAUCUCGUCAAAGAAACCAGCUGUUAUAUUUUACAUUUAUUUGCAUGUAAUACAUGUAACUUAAUUCAACUUUCGAACUAAACAUUUGUUUCUUUAUUAAUCUCUUACAUCUGUAUUACACUGUAAAAGAUCUUUGUCAAAUAUGUUUUGUAAAAGACGUAUCAUAAAAUUUUUGCUGGUGUACUCCGGCACAUUUAAUGUAUCUCUUACAAAAAUUUUAUCUUAGACCUAACUUUUGUAAAACGUUUGUCAAAGAAAUUACACAGUGUAAUACGGGCCUUACUGAAA